AAUUUUAAAAAUAAUUUAGUAAGCGUACUUGAUGACAUUUCAGUUAACUUAAUAUUGCUUUAAGAACUAAUUUGUUUCAAAUUCUUUUCGCAAAGUUAAAAGAGAAGAGAUCGUGAACUUGACAUAGUGCGUUACAGCCUCUACAUAUCGUCAAUACAAGUAGGCUCAAGUGACUAUUCUUUAGCUAGGUUUACCUCCAUAUGUUUUCUUUCUCUAGAAAUUCUGUUUUAAAAGACGAACAUUAAAAGUGUGCGCGUGCGCAAAACGGAGUUACACUUCUUACAUUUCCAAAUUUUCUUCUGAAAUAUUCAGGAGACUUAACUAGCGACGUUUCUUGGAGAUAUGAAUUACGAACUUUACAAAACUAAAUUUUUGAAGUCCACGAAAGAAACUAAAACGAUCAUCUUUGGGUGUUAAAAAAAAAAAAAUUGAUAGUGCCGAUGAUUCGUGAUUGGAUGAACACGAACUUGAGUUUUUAGUGUAAAUGAAUUUGUGUGAGGAUCUCUCAGGACAAAUACAAGACCAACGACAUUCAAACGAGGAACUGAGAAACCGAUAAAAAAUGCAUAUCCGAUCGCAACAGCUUGGCGCCCGCGGAGUUUCCAUGGACGUGAAAACAUCAUGGGCAGCUCAGGAACACGAUUCCACGUUCGCUAAUUUGGAAACCAUGGCCCGCUUCCAGCAGAAGCAGCUGCAGGAGAAGGAGCAGAAGCUGCUGCAGCUGUACGACCAGCAGCAGCAGAGGGCCUACCAGGUGGUGCAGCGGGGUAGCGCGGGUUCCAGCAGCUCGAAUCACGGUUCCACGGUCAGAACUGCAGCGACAACAACCGCAACGGCGGCGACUCACACGACCUCGACCUCGCAGGGUGGUAAGGUGAGGCAAAUGUUCGACGAGAGGCGGCAGACUACCGUGAAAGGAAUCGACAGAAGUUACCCGCUGGAGCCGCUCGAGAACAAGCUGCGAAAGCAAACGAAUACGAACGGCGUGGUGACGCAGAGGAACGGUAAUGUGACGGUGAAUCGACAGUCCGUGAAACGUGUGUCGCGCGCGGAUGUCAACAGUAACGUUAACGGCGGCAAACCCGUCGUUUCUUACCACGAAGAGAUCAUUCGCGAGUCGUUCGGGCCGCCCGUACGUCGUCACGAUGACGACGACGAGUACGGCGUCGAGAAUCGCGUCGCCACGUUCGCCAACGGAUAUUAUCGUCACGAAGCUGACAAUGAGCAAGAGGAAGUAUUAGAUCAGGAUACGAUGGAGAGAAAUCGUAUGAUGGCGAAAAUCCAUUUGAUGGGAUACGACGAGACCCUGAAGCAUCGCGUGAGAAACGAUUUGGAGAGCGAGGAGUUUCCGGAAUAUCUCAUGGUGGAUGUGCCCGACAAGCUCUCGAAAAGGAACGUUACGAAGAAAUUGUCCCAGGCAGAAGAGCGACUCGAACGAUUCAAGAACGCGAACGCGAAGAGGAGUAACAUGUCGAAACAGUCGAAUUCUACUAGCACCGUGAUAAGAAAACGAUCGAAACAAAUGGUCCCGACAAAAUCGAAUUCCAGACCGUGGAGCGAGAUCGCCAGAACUUCCCCGAGCAGCGCGAGAAGCGGAAGUAGCCGGACUUCAGAGCGCAGUCAAAGGAUUCUUGCGUGUGCAAAGAGUCCUCUGCCGAGCGGAACGUCUCGCAUAGUUGACGAUGUAAACGCGAGACGAACGGAAAGUUCGGAUACCGAGACGUUCAUUCGACCUGCGUCUCCGCGAAGCUUCUCGAUGAGAGAAACUGCUGAGGUGGCAAGUAGCCCGAAAAUUCGUAGGAAUGAGUUCAAAUCGUUGACGUCCGAUGGAAAAAUAUUUAUGAGACACAGUGCAAGUCCGCGGUUCUUUUGCAAGGAAUCCGAAAGAUCUGGCACGACCAUCGAUCGAAAGUCCGAUUCCUCCGGAUCGCCAUUAUUCUAUCGAGAAACGUUAACAAAACGAAACAAAAGUCCACCAGUCUUUCUCAGCGAAUCCGAACAGUCCCGUAGAACGAGCGAAUCCAAAUCACCGAUAUGGUAUGACAAGAGAAUCUCGUCAAGAGAGAGCACGAGUCCGCCAUACCUUCGUCGUGAAUCCAAACGAUCCGAGACAGCUUUGAGUACCGAUCGAGAAACUAUCGGAUCCAAAUCAUCCGAAUGGAGCACGGGAACGUUAACAAGUACGAAUAUAGGUCGAUCAUCUUCCGCAUCUAAAUCGCCAUCAUAUAAGGAAGAAAUAUUAAAAAGGCGAAGCACCAGCCCGCAAUUCUUUUGUAGAGAGUCCGAACGAGGAGGCACAACUAUGAGCAUUGAUCGUGCAACUAACAUUACAAGUCCAUCGUAUCUUUACGGUGAAUCCAAACAAUCUGAAAGAGCAUUGAGUACUGAUCGAAAAACUAUCGGAUCCAAAUUGUCCGAAUGGAACAAGGAAAUAACAAAGCGGGAUAUGACUGAUGUUGAACGGAAGAAAAUCGAAACAAAUCGACAAUUUUUUUCGUCCAAAUCACCAUCGUAUAAAGAAGAAAUAUUAACAAGACAAAGCUCCAGUCCUCAAUUUUCUUGCAGAAAAUCCGAACGAUCUGGCACAAAUAUGAAUAUUGAUCGUAAACAUAGAUUGUCAUUGCGUGAACAAAAAGUAUUGAUAGACCGAUUGUUGAGCGGGAAAGCCAAGCAACAAUCUGCAUUCAUAACAAACAUCGAUCGGAAAUAUAACGGAUUCAAAUUAUCCGGAAUUGUACGUGAUAGGCGCACCACGAGUCCCCAGUUUUUCUGCAAAGAGUCUGAAAAAUCUGCUACAACGAUGUUGAUCGAACCAAAAUCAAAAAUAACAGAUUCCAAAGAUAUAUUAAAGGAGCGUGAUUAUAUAUCAAAUACUUCCUACAGACAAUCUGUAAAAUCUCCGUCAUCGAUCGAUAAAAAAAUUGGUUCUACACAAAGUAGAUAUAGUCCUUUAGUCACUAGAUACGAGCAGGAAAAAGCUUCGAAGAAAAAUGAAAUCAACGCUGUUACAAAUACUCGCAGAUCGUCGAAGAUCUCGGAGGCAUCAGCUAGUUCAAUCGUAAAUCUAAGAUACGGUUUAGAAUUCGAUAAUAUUUUCCAAUCAGCAGGGCUUGUCCGUAAAUUCAUGAAAUCCCAAGACGGAGAACAGCGCGAGACUCGUCAAUCGCCUUCAAGGAAACGCAACAUCAAGGAUGUAAAUGCUCGAAUCUCCGCAAGAGGUAAUCAAUCGAGGAAUCGACAUAAGACUCCAUCGCCUUUCCAAACAGCGAAAUCACCGUCUCUCGAAAAUAGGAAGAGAACUACGCCGGAACUCUUUCGCAAAAGUAUCACUCCAACGGAAGUCGACAUGGAGAUUCAAGAGAUAAUCAUGACCGAUCAUCGUAUUGAACGCGAUAAAUUGCAAAAAACACCGAGCCCAAUAUCGAAGCGACAAAUUGAUGGAACCUACACGAAAUCCAACAGUAGAGUAAAGUCCAAAACUUCGAUAACCUACCCUGUUCGCAAGACCCAUAGACAGAGAGAGUCCAUUUUAGAAUCAAGUGUCUUCAAGUCAGAGAGAAGUCUUUCCGAAAGGGGCAGAAAAAGUAUAGAUCACCGAAGCGAUCAAGAAAUUGAGGGAAGUGCCAUCAGUCUAAGUAAACUCAGCUGUAGUCCUGUAAGCCAAAGUUCUCAGCGUAUCAUAACUCGAGACAGAAAGGAAAAUGAGACUAAAGUGUCUCGGACGAGGGAGCAAACGCGAAAACAAUUCGCAAGAAAUGAGAGUAGAUACGUCGCGACUCCACGAUCCACGAAACACGAAAAGCGACAGCGCGCAAAUUCUCGAUCUCCAAAUCAGAUGGGGGGGUCUCGUCCUGCGGGAAAUAGAAUUGGCAGCCCAAGAGUAACGUCUCCCGAUUUUUCUAGAACAAGAAAAUAUCGCGAUGAUACAGUUUCGCCGAUUUUGCACCUCACGGAGAGGACCAAAGGAACACGUACAACAAAGGUCGAUCAACUGCAAGGUUUGCAAUCGGCACGAUUGGUGCGGGGUGCUAUAAAAGACAGAACCCUGUCUGCAGACGAUGAAUGCAAUCGAGAGAGAGGAGAUGAGAAUAAAAAUGUAGCGAUUGAUGAGGUUGACGCUGGGAUCGGCGUGAAAUAUCACACGGUAGUCAAAACCGCUUUAAACAGCGGGAUCAAGGAUCGUCGUAAAAUCGCUCGGCCGAACGCCGUUGAUCGGAUCGCAAGCGGAAAGAUCUCUCCUCGCGAAACGCAGAAACCGAUGAAGUCGAGCACUUCAAAGAAAACAUUUUCUCCGACGAGAGAAUGCGGCAGGCGGCACGAGGUAAAGUCUAGGAUUUCACCGCGAGUUUCACCUUUGCGAAAAACAACAGAAAUUUCUCGUAGCGCCGGCUCCCCGAGGAUUUUCUCAUCCCGCGGUGUCGUAUCAAAAGCGGAUCAAACUUCCACGUUUUCCAAAUUUUCGACGUACUCCGUGAAAGAUCGCAAACGCGACAGCGUUCCAACUGCAAAAAAAUUGAUGGAAUCGUUUGAUAAAAUAAGCGCGAAACGUAAAAUCGAAGAGCCAAGAGAGGCUGUGAGAGAAUUUUCGAAAGUGCGACAUGAAGAUAAAUAUGAAAGAGAUUUCGAAAGAACGGACUCCGUGGAGUCAGCAUUGAAACGAUUUGACUCCAUCGGUGCAGAAUUCGAACGUUCUUGCCCGAGCUUACGGACAUCUCCGGACAUUUCCUUACAAACGAUGAACGUCCAAACGAAAGAAUCAAUCGCCUCAAAAGAAACAACAAUCCCUUCUUCUGAAACAACGAAUCGUACGAUUUCAGGAUCGACGCUAAAAUCUACAGUCGGCAAAGAUCUGAAGGAAGUUGAAAACACCGCGCGAAAAAGUGAUUUGAAGAUGAUCCAAAAAGAGACUCGUUCCUCUGGAAGACCAACGAGAACCGAAACAAAUUUCGUCGAGAACAAGCAGAGUUUAACGAAAAUUCGAUCACCGAAGUGCAAGCGACGAUUAUUUGAAUCUAAUUCGGAAAAGGAAGAACGGCAAAAAUCGAGUUGCUCAAAAGCGCGAAAGAACGACAGUUUUUCCUCCGUAAGUUUCAGAUUUCGAAAAGACGAAACAUUGUCAAAUGUAAGAUCCAAAAGUCUUGAUCGCGACAUUGCAAGAGAAUCAAAGACGCUGGAAGAGACAUUUUCCGUGAAACCGUUACGGUCUAUCGAGGAUAUUCGAAAAUCGAUCGAUAACGAACGAAAUAAAUUAGUCGCUAUAGAAGAGUCGAGGUCAGCAAUUGCAAAUCGGCGUUCGGCCUCACGAGAGGAUCCCAAUGCAGCGAGAAAGAUAUUUCUCGAGGCCGAUUCCGCGAGAUUGACUAAAGUUAAAUCCUGUGUAUCCAGGAUAACGAAGAGCCCGAGUCCCGAUUCGGCUGCAACAAAGCAGCGCGAAACGAACGUUCGAACGACAAGAGGAAGCACUCCUUCGUCCCCCUCGAAAAGUCCUGACGUUGCCCCCAGGCGCACAGAGUCGAGGAAUCAAGAAACGAAGUCUUCGAGAAAAUCAACGGGGAAAAGCACGGAUUCAAUUGGAAAUAAAGCAACGACAGCUGUCGACACAACUGACGGUACCGUUCUCCAAAAUAGUUCGCUAUACGAAUCCACGACAAGAAAAUCCAACGCUUUCAUGAUUGACUACGACGAUCGACCAUCGAGAGAAGACGAUGCAAUCCCGUCGAAAAAAUCGCCGAUGAAGAAGUCUUCUGAUGUAAGAUCGAAUGAUAAGCAACAGGCAGCUUCCAGUGCAUCAGGUCGGCCGACUUCGUCGAACUCCGGUGUUAACUUAAUUCAAGAUUCCAGUACGAAAAGUAAAAUGGCAGAAAGAGAAAGAGGAAAGGGAAUGGCAAAAGAAGGAGGUGCAGCCAGAGGCAGAGGUAUGGAAAAGUCCUCUUCCAGUGGUAGCAAGCUUGCGAAUGCGUCGAGUUUCAACGAAGAUGCGACUAACGACACAAAAGGUCUGAUAAAAUGUAAAACGUGCGGACGUAGCUUCGCGCAAAAUCGAAUCGACCUUCACGAAAACAUCUGCUCGAAAACAACAACUAAGAAGAGGAAGCAAUUCGACCCGGUGAUGAGCCGAGUCAAAGGAACCGAGCUCGAACCUUUCGUCAAGAAAAGUCUUUCUAAGCGAGAGACAAAGACGAAGAAACCGGAGGCGAAGUCGGAUUGGCGGCGCAAACACGAGGAAUUCAUCAACACGAUACGCUACGCGAGAGAGACGCAGGCACGAUUGGCGGCGGGUGAAAAUUUGAGUGAUCUGCCGCCACCCCCAGCCAGCGAUACCAGCGAUUAUAUUCAGUGCGAGCACUGCGGCAGAAAGUUCAAUCGGUCCGCCGCGGAGCGGCACGUGCCGAUUUGCAAGCGUAUGCACGACAAGAAGCAGACACAGGCGUCGAGAAUGAAACAUUAGGGAGGAAAUCGCGACGAUCGCUCUCCCUCUUCCCUCUCCGCCUCUUCGCGAAGAAAGAAGAUAGAUCCGUCUCGUACUCCUCGAAAAUAAAUUAGCGUCACUCCAUUUAAGUGCACUCAUCCCCUCUCGUCCCCUUCGUCCCUCUCGCUGAUUUACAAGCGUUAACACUCUUCUCUCGCGCCUCCGCGAGACACGACUCACUCCAUUUCGUGUAAUUUUCGCCUGAGUAUUUAGAACUUCAUGAAGUCUGAAA
Pogonomyrmex barbatus (red harvester ant) is the source of this 6701-nucleotide messenger RNA. RefSeq lists its product as uncharacterized. The record is from RefSeq and is a predicted model, not a curated record. NCBI's taxonomy places the organism in Eukaryota, Metazoa, Arthropoda, Insecta, Hymenoptera, Formicidae.